AGCGAAAACGGAAAGCAGAGAGACGUGCAUGUGGAGGAGGGGCUUUAGUAAGGAGCGGGAAAUUGCAGCGUAGUCGAAAUCCUCAUCGCCAUAGCCACACUGUUAAUCCUGGUCAUCUUCCCAUGUAUUGUUCUGAAAGAAUAGGGUUCGAGGGAGAAGCCUAAUAUUGCAUUGAACGUCGUGAAGGGUUGAGCUCGCUGAAGGGGAAGCAAUUUUUCGGGGGUCUCUAGGGUUUGCUUGUGUUGGAGCUCCCUUUCUCCAUCAAGAAAUGGCUUGGGCUUUAUACCUAUCUAUCGGAAACUUCUUCCUUCGUUGGAGUUGAGUAAUUACUUGGUUUUUGUAUUUUUUGUAUUUUGUUUUGUUAAUUCUUUUAGUUUUUUUUGAGGUAAGGAGGAUUUUAUUUGCUGCCAUGGCAUUCGAGGGCAACACUUUGGAGGAGGAUGUUGAUUAUGAGAACGAUGACAACGCCGCUGGUCGAAUCAACGUGGACGAGCUGGUGGAUGAGGAGGAAGAUUAUGAGGAGGAUCUGUAUGGCGAUGUUAAUGUUGGCGCGAGCGGGGGGCAGCCAUCUGGUAGAAAUUCGCUGCAGAAUGGAUAUGCGGAGAUGGAUUCUGGGAAUGAGGACGAGGAUGGACUAGGGGAACGGAAGGGUGAAUUAGGAGGUCAAGCGCGGGACAUGGGGUUGAUGGGCAUGAGGCCUGCUUCGGCGGUGCCGGCGCGGCCUCGAGAAGAGAGCUCCGGGUACCAACAUGAUUUUCUUCCGCAGGCGAAGGAAGAGAAUUUUUAUGGAGAUCCCGAAGUAGGUCCAUCGGGCCUGAAGCCUAAGGAUGAGUUGGACCCGGGGAUGGCGCUGGCUGUACGGCCUGCUUCUACGACGAAGGGUGGGAAGAGCACAAGGGGACUCAAUGGGAGCGGUGGUGCUGAGGGAGGCGCUGGUCGGGGUUCGCGGCCCGAGGGUUUGCAUCCGGGAGGUUGGCCAGCGGGCAGCGGUCCUGCAGGUGGACAAGCUGGAAACGCUCCCACAGUUGCGAAUAACAGCGGUACUGAUUUCUCAGCCAAGCACACUGGGCAAGGUCCUGAUAGCGGUGGGUUGAUGCUGUUCGUUGGGGAAUUGCAAUGGUGGACUACUGAUGCGGAACUAGAAGCUGCUCUUUCUGAAUAUGGUCGGAUCAAAAACCUCAAGUUCUUUGAAGAAAAAGCCAGUGGUAAAUCCAAAGGCUACUGUCAAGUGGAAUUUUUUGACUCACAAGCUGCACGCCUGUGUAAAGAGAAAAUGGACGGGCGAGUGUUCAAUGGACGAGCAUGUGUUGUGGCAUUUGCCUCCCCACAGACAAUCAAGCAGAUGGGAGCAGCUCAAGUUGGGAAAAAUCAAGCAAAUCCUCAGGGACAAAGUCAGACUGGACAGGGCAAGAAGGCAGCAGAGGGGCGUAAUGCAGGAGCUGCUGGACGAGGUGGUGAAGGACGAGGAGGAAGGGGCCAACCAGGUAUGGAACGAGGAAGAGGAAAUCAGGCACCCGGAAGAGGGCGCGGAAGAGGAAUGGCUCCGUUUGGUCCACAAGGACCUGGCAUGGGAGGUCCUCCGGGUGGUAUGAUGCCCCCUCGAGGAAUGAUGGGUCAAGGCUUCGAACCAGGUUUUGGGCCGCCUGGAGGUGGCUAUGGCAUGGGACCAGGAGGAGGUGGCUUUGGACCGCGAGGGCCAAUGUUUGGACCAUCAUUCCCUCCUAUGGGGCCUGGAUUACCUGGUGUACCAGCUCAUGUGAAUCCAGCCUUCUUUGGCAGGGGCAAUGCAAAUGGUUCAGGUAUGGGACCAGGUAUGGAAGGGCCUCCUGGGGGUUGGGGAGAAGUGGGCAUGCCAGGUUGGGAUGAACAUCAAAGACACAUGCGGGAUGGUGGUUAUGCUGGGGAAGAUAUGGGAGGUGCUGAGUUUGGCUAUGGGGGCGAGAUGGGAAGGGUUGGUCCAACGAGGGAAAGAGAGAGAGGCGCCGGUGAAGGGGAAUGGGGACCUGAAAGGAGGCGGAGGGAGGAGAGAAGUGGUGAGAGAGUGGAGGACUGGGAGAGGAGUGACAGGCAUCGGAUGGGUGAGAGGGAUGGAUAUCGCGACCAGCGUGGGGAUAGAAGCGAGCGUGAAAAGGAUAAAGAUUGGGACAGGGCAGACAGACCUUCUCGCGGUCCUCGAGAUAAAGAGGACGAGCGGGCCCGUUCUCGAGAAGACGAUCAUGGAAAGCGCCGUCGCAUGACCUCUGAUGGAGAUCGAAAAUCUGAGAGAUAGUGUAUUGCAGCUGUCUAGAUAGUGGAGUGAAAUGGGAGGUUGGAAGUUUGGAAGUCGUACCGACCUCUAGUGCUGAUAACUGAGAAUGAACGGUCGCAGAGUGCCAGUACUUGGGGUUGCCAAUCUCGCCACCCCCUACGAGAGACCCUUUGGAUAGGUCGUGAGUCUUGUUUAUUUAUUUAUUUAUGUUUAUUUUGUUUAUCAUCUAUUUCUUUAUUUUGUAUUUCUUUAUUUCGAUCUUUUGUGAGAAACCUGAGCAACUCUAUUCACGAUCA
Physcomitrium patens is the source of this 2544-nucleotide messenger RNA. RefSeq lists its product as uncharacterized. The record is from RefSeq and is a predicted model, not a curated record. Gene Ontology annotation, molecular function: RNA binding. Lineage: Eukaryota; Viridiplantae; Streptophyta; Bryopsida; Funariales; Funariaceae.